This is a messenger RNA of Benincasa hispida (wax gourd), 2985 nucleotides long. Its product is annotated as P-loop containing nucleoside triphosphate hydrolases superfamily protein. The record is from RefSeq and is a predicted model, not a curated record. Lineage: Eukaryota; Viridiplantae; Streptophyta; Magnoliopsida; Cucurbitales; Cucurbitaceae. Gene Ontology annotation, biological process: regulation of telomere maintenance. Gene Ontology annotation, cellular component: nucleus.
UUUUCCUAAAAUUUUCUCGUCUGGUCUCAGCCUUCUUCAUCCUCUUCACUGAGUCAGAACCAAAGAACAAUGAGAUUGUAAAACCCUAAUUCUUCACUGAGGUCAUCUCGUUUUGGUUUCUUCUUUUCAAAAUUGAGUUUGAGAAUGGAUCAACAUCUUCAUCAUCCGCAACAAUGGCAUCCCAGGCCAAUCCAACCCACUGUCUGUCCAAUUUGCGCAAUGUCUCACUUCCCCUUUUGCCCUCCCCAUCCAUCCUUCAACCAAAACCCUAGAUAUUCCUUUGGACCCGAUCCUUCUUUUCAAACCCCCGGUUUCGACUCUCAUCGUUCAUCCAUGGGGAUGCCGCCUCCGUAUAUGGGGAAUCCUGACGAUGGUUUCGCAGAUCAGAGGCCGUGGAUGAGAAAUUCUGCCAAUUCAUACGGGCAUGUCCCGUUCCACUCUCACAGAGAAGGGGUUUUCCCGCCUCCAUAUGAUUAUGGCGGGAAUGAGUUUGUAAUCGACGCUGAAAGAAGCUACAAGAGGCCGAGGGUUGAUGAUGUAGGUUCGGAUGGUGUUGUUCAUGAGCUUAAUCAUAAUCAGAAGAGCGGCAGGAGUUCAUUUGAGGAUGAACGAAGGUUGAAGUUGAUUCGGGAUCAUGGAGUUGUAUCGAGUGGAUCGCCUGGAGGUGGUUCUAAUUCCUUGCCGAGAAUGAAUUUGGGUUCUAAUACCGAAGCUAACAGACGAACUCCUGAAAAUUCAGUGGGAUCUGGGGACUCAGAAGAUGUCAGGAGCACGAGAAUCUUGGAAAGUAGUCACUUCCAAGAUCCGGGUAAUGCCAUUAAUGAUGGAAGGACUCGACACUUUCACGAGAAUGGUAGAAUUGACGCGCGGCGGCCUUCCCAAAAUGAAGAAUUUUCACAUGCUCGAUAUGAUCAGGUUGGAGGCCAUUGGCAUAUGCCGCACUCUGUUCCUCCUGAAGCCACCGAAGACAACUAUCUUACUCAUAGAAACGAAUGGCAUUAUUCUGAUGACCGGCAAGCAUUUUCCUGGAUGGAUGAUAGAAAUAACAGCAAAAUGAACAUUCUUGAUCGUGAUUAUCAGCCACCCCCUCGCUCUGAGAUGAAUUCCAUCCAUAUGAGACCAUUUUCAUCGCAUGGAAAUGCUCAUCACGGUACUAGAAAUAUGAAUUUUGGUGCUGGAUACGCUCCACGGCUUUCUGGCGGUGGCAGGUUCUUGGAAAAUGGAAGCUCAACUGAAGAUUCUCGCUUCUUUGGUGAGCAACCCCCACUUCCUGCUUCUCCACCACCGCCUAUGCCUUGGGAAGCACACUUGCACGCUUCUGCAGAGUCUAUGGCUUAUUCUUCUCAAGCAAAACCUUCAUCCCUGUUUCCUGUUCCAGUUAAUACCUCAACUAUAACGUCAUCAGCAUAUUCUUCAGCUCCUGAACACCGUUCCUUUCACCACCAUAAACCAAUGUCUCAUGUUUCUUCUAGCCCUAUGAUGGAGGAUUCUCUGGCAUUGCACCCAUAUUCUAAGAAGUUUGCUGCAGACGGCAAACCUUUUGGAUUGAAUCAAGUGCCUCCGCAAAAACCCACAGUUAUUGAUGCUUCACAUUUAUUCAAGCUACCUCAUCGGUCUAUUCGUCCAGAUCAUAUCGUGGUUAUCCUUCGAGGGCUUCCAGGUAGUGGAAAAAGCUAUUUGGCAAAGAUGUUGCGUGAUGUUGAAGUUGAAAAUGGUGGUGAUGCUCCUCGUAUACAUUCUAUGGACGAUUACUUCAUGACAGAAGUGGAAAAGGUCGAGGAAGGUGACGCCAAAUCAUCAAAUUCAAUUAAAGGCAAGAAGCCAAUCAUGAAGAAGGUCAUGGAAUAUUGUUACGAACCUGAAAUGGAGGAGGCUUAUCGGUCAAGCAUGUUGAAAGCAUUCAGGAAGACCCUUGAGGAGGGGAUAUUCACCUUUGUAAUUGUGGAUGACCGCAAUCUGCGGGUAGCUGAUUUUGCUCAGUUUUGGGCAAUUGCAAAGAGUUCGGGCUAUGAAGUUUACAUUUUGGAAGCUACGUAUAAGGACCCUACAGGCUGCGCAGCAAGGAAUGUGCAUGGAUUUAACCUCGAUGAUAUACAAAAGAUGGCUAGACAAUGGGAAGAAGCUCCGCCUUUGUACUUACAAUUGGACAUCAAGUCCUUAUGUCAUGGAGAUGACCUUAAAGAAAGUGGAAUUCAGGAGGUUGACAUGGAUAUGGAAGACGAAGACGAUGAUAGUUUGCCUAGUUUUCAAGAAACGAAGUCUGAGAAGACAGUGUUACCUCCUAUAAGAGAUGAUGCUUCUGAAGAUGAUGAGAAGAGAUGGGAUGCAGAACCUGACCAUCUGAGAGAGGAAGUAAAAGAGUUAGGUAGGAGUAAAUGGUCAAAUGAUUUAGAUGAUGAUGAUACAGAAAGAAUUGAUGGCCGGAAUGGUCAUGCAAAUGCUCUUUCUGGUCUGAUUCAAGCAUACGCCAAAGAAGGAAAGUCAGUGCGCUGGAUGGACCAGGUUGGUAAUACUGGAUUCUCAAUCGGUGCCACAAAAAAGGCAAACAGAUUAUCUCUAGUAAUUGGUCCUGGUGCUGGAUAUAACCUGGAAUCCAACCCAUUAGCAGAAGAAGAAUACCGUGGCUCAACCCAAAACAGCAACGAGACAAAGAAACACAGCAGAUUUGAGGAGCGAUUGCGCGCAGAAAGCUUAUCAUUCAAAGUUGUUUUCGAUAAAAGGCGACAAAGGAUAGGAGGACUUGAUUGGGAAGAGGACUAGGGAUUGGUCAACAUUUGCAUAAGGCAUACAUUUUUUUGACAUUUUUCUGAGGGGGGGAUGUUUUCUAUUCAGAAAGGUAACUUUUUUCUGCUCCCAUUCUAUCAUUCGUUGGUGACCAUUUUACUGGUCUCUGAGUUGUACAACGAAUAAUAAUAUGCAUUUUUGUAAGGAAGUUCUUGAUUGUAAAUUGAAUUCGCCAAAUGAAUUUUAGUUGGUUUGUUUGAA